UUUUGCUUUCGCUGCAUACAAUUUCAUAUCAAUAUAUAUUUUUAUUUUUUAAAUUGUUUUCUUUUUUUUUUUUUUCUCUAGACCAGUUUAAACCAUGGAAUCUCAACAUGCACAUUGUGUUAAUUGUGUCAGCCGACGUUGUAUGACUAGACCAGAGGCUGGAGUUUCCUGUGAUUUGAUAGGCUGUCCACAUGUUUGUGGAGCAGUUUUCCAUUCCUGCAAAGCUGAUGAACAUAGAAUGUUAUGCCCUCUUGAAAGAGUGCCUUGCUUAAAUAAUGGAUUUGGAUGUCCUUUUAGUGUGAUCCGUAACAAGUUAGCUGAGCAUCUGCAAAUAUGCCCUGCAAGUGUAGUAUGUUGUACAAUGGAAUGGAACAGAUGGCCAGUGAGUUAUGCAGACCGGAAAUCGUAUGAAAACCUAAGUAAGGAUGUUGAUGUAGUUGAGCAGUUAGACAUGGCCUUAGCUCUGCAAGAUCAAAGAAUGCUUUUGGAGUCACUGAAAGUUGCAACCAUGAUGUCUAAAACAACUGGCAAUCUUGACUCUCAAGAACAAAUAACUGUUGCAUCAAUUGACAGCAACCACACACUUGCAAAUGGCUUAAAUGGCGAUGAAGAUUCAUACAGUGCACUUUAUCAAGCAACUGUAGAGACCACUAAGAGUUUAGCAGCUGCUCUUGAUGUCCUAAAUAAUGCUACAAGAGACAUAGCUAUGCUUAAUGGACGAUUACGUGAUGCAAGCUGUGAGAUGAAUAAAAAUUUCCAACUUACAGAGGAGAAUGAUGCAUGUAACUCAUAUCUCAAAGAUCAGGAAUUAGAAGAUGAAGAGUUCGUGGGAGCUGUUGGUGGAACAGUCACGUGUCCAUUGAAACACGCACAUCAAAAUGGUUCUAGUGAUUUCUAUCCUGAAAAAGAAGACAAAGCCAAUAAUAUAACAGAAGAAACAGUGUUGUGCAAUGGCUUCCAUGAUGAAACCCCCUCUGGUCUUCAGAGACCAGAUAAAGAGGAAGGACACAAUUGUGGAGCAAAACAAAAUGGUGCUAGUAGUCUAUUAAAAGAAGAAUCUGGAUAUAAACUUUUGAAUCCCAAUGGUUCUUCAACAAGCUUACUCAAAAAGCAACCAGUUACAUGCAUAAUGAAUGGAGUAAAGGAAGAGAACUCUUCAGAAGAACAAAAAUUAGACCGAAAAGAUGAACAUGGACUGAGAAAUGUGGCUGUGUUUGGCAGGCGUCCUUUUCUGGUUGACGCUUAUUGGUUUAAAGCAAAAAUGGAAGACAAAGCAGUUGAUACAACAGACUUAGAGAUACAAGAGGAUCCCAUGGGCCUUAAUGGAAUUGACCUGAUUACAGCAGCUUUACUGUUCUGUUUAGGAGACUCACCUGGUGGUAGAGGUAUUUCUGAUAGUCGGAAUGUUGAUGGGUAUCAUGUUGACUUUGGAACACAGACAUUCUCUUUUCCUUCUGCAAUAUUGGCAACAAAUACAAUGGUAGGGGACAUAGCAUCAGCUUCUGCAUGUGAUCAUGCAAAUCCUCAGCUUUCUAAUCCCAGUCCUUUUCAGACUCUUGGCCUGGAUUUGGUACUGGAAUAUGUUGCAAGAUACCAAACCAAACAGAGGUCUAUGUUUACAUUUGUAUGUGGACAGUUGUUUAGAAGAGACGAGUUUUCUUCUCAUUUCAAGAAUGUUCAUGGUGAUAUUCAUGCAGGAUUAAAUGGUUGGAUGGAGCAAAGGUGCCCAUUGGCAUAUUAUGGGUGUACAUACUCCCAACGUAGAUUUUGUCCAUCGACACAAGGAUCCAAAAUUAUUCAUGACCGGCAUUUGAGAUCUUUUGGAGUUCAACCCUUCUUACCUAGACAACAUGAAUCUACAAAAUGUUCAUCAUUUGGACAACCUGUUGAUCAUUUUAGUAGUUUGCCUUAUGAAGUAUUGCAACAUAUUGCAGGUUUUCUUGACGGCUUCACUUUGUGCCAACUUUCAAGAGUGUCUAAGCUAAUGAGGGAUGUGUGCGCCAGCUUGCUUCAAGCUCGUGGAAUGGUUGUUUUAUUGUGGGAAAAAAGGCAAUAUCCAAAUGGAAGUUCGUGGCAAAUAAAGGAAAAGGUAUUUACAGCUCAAAUUUCCAAAUAUAAGCAUUGCAUUUAUUUUACCUUUAUCAAAUGGUGUUUAAAAAAAGGGGAAAAAAAGUUCUUAAAUUAAGUGUAAUAAUUUAUGUGCAAAAUGCAAUAGCUUAAACUUUAAGCUACUGCACAAAUUCUAAACAAAUCAAAUAACUAUUUAGUGUCUAUAAAAGUAGUGUAUAUUAGGUUAAAAAAAACAAUAAAAAGCAGAGUGCUACAAUCACCUAUGUGGGUCACUCCACCACACAUAAAUAAGUGAAUAAAAUGGUAAAAGUGGUGAGAGGACACAAAAUAAAAAUAACAAAUUUGUUACCACUAUGUUCGAUUAAAAUCCUGUAAAAGACAAAAUCAGGAGAAGAAACAUAGGGUAAUAACGUACAGAUAAUUGAUAUAUCAUUUAAUAAAUGUACAAACUCACAUAUUUCUGAGCCACUUAAAAUGAAAGCUGGCUCAGACUAAGAACGUUCAAUAGAUGGUAUAGUGGUAGCUGAAGUUAAAUGCCAACUGCUUACUCGUCCCUUCUUUCAAGAAACCCAGGAUGCAGGAUCUUCAUUUAAAAAAGGUUUAUUUUCCAAAGUAAAAACAGCAGCAAAAAUAAAAAUCAGCAAUCACACUGUCCACACACUGACGCGUUUAAGCCAAAGCCUUUAUCAAAGUGUAAGUCCAUUCAGUCCGUUCAUAGUUUAAAUAGGAGCCUUUUCGCGCCCUUUUUCCCCAAUUGGUAAUAAUAAGCUCCUCCCCUUCAAAUUAGACGCAGCCGACAACCGGCAUCCUUGCUUAUGUGGUUAUCUUAUUUUACUCCCGCGUUCGUCAUGAUGACGUGGGGGGGAUCUGUUCGCUUAUGCCGAUUAGACUUUGGUGUUGCAGAGGGAAUUCUCUGCUACAAAGUGCAGCAUACAUAUUGUCAUAUUCUAUCAUUUAAAAACAAUAUUACAACACAUAAGAAAAUUAGUGGGAGAAAAAAAACAAAAAAAAAGUAUUGAUUCAUUUAAAGAUAAAGUAAUACAGGAGGAAUAAAGUCAACUAUAAACAGCAGGCAAACAUCUUGCACAAUAUUUCAUUUUUAACUAUUUUCUACAAAUAUUAAUAUAACACAUCUAUAUAUGCAUAAAAUUUGAUAGAGAAAAGAUGAGUAUUUCCUAAAAGUCUAUAUUUUUACUGAUAUAAAAAUUCGUGCCUGGGAUAAAAUUAAAUGCAUUUAUUGGAAAUUGUUCAAUAAAUAAGAAUAUAAUAUAAUAUAAAAAAGUUAUACAAAAAAUUCCAUUAAAAAUUCCUUAAAAUUAAACAUAAGUAUUAAUCUCAAAAACUGCAUUAAGCUCCCUCGGUGUAAGUGUGUCCAAAUUAAAAAUCCAUCUCAUUUUGGUCUUGCUUAGGAGACUAUCUUAAUCUCCACCUCUCCAGUGCAUUUUGACAUGAUCUAUUGCAAAAAACUCCAAGCAACUAGCAUCUCCAUUAUGAUGUUCCAUGAAAUGCUUGGACACACCAUGAUUGGGGAAUUUCCUUUGGAUGUUGUAUAUAUGCUCCCUAAUCCUUGUCUUGAAUGGGCGUGAUGUCUUCCCUACAUAUUGUCCACAAGGACAGGUUAGCAUAUAUACAACAUCCACUGUAUUGCAUGUGAUAAAAUACUUUAUUUCAUAUUCUUUUUUAGUAUUAAAAUAAAUACAUUUAAAAAUUCUCCUCUUAUUCCCAGUUCUUAUCUUGCACCCUCUACAAUUUCCACAAUAAAAGAAUCCUUUUUGUUCUUUUAAAAAAUUGUUAGGGCAUUCAGUCUUUUUUUUUACAUCAAAGAAGCUAUUCGUUAGAAUUUGUUUAAAAUUCCUAGCUCCUCUAAAGAUAAGUCCGAGUUGAUCCCCCUAUGAAUGGGCGUAUUUCAUCAUCUAUACUUAAAACAUGCCAAUUUUUCUUGAUAAUUCUGCGAAGAUUAUGAUUGUUAGAAUUAAAAUAAAAAAUUAAAGGGAGAGUUUUUGAUGUUUCAAGAUGUUUUUGAUGAAGAAACAUCAAAAACUCUCCCUUUCAUUUUAUAUUCCAAAAUCCACUGGAGAGUAAAGGCUCCUAUUUAAACUAUGAACGGACUGAAUGGACUUACACUUUGAUAAAAGCUUCGGCUGAAAUGAGUCAGUGUGUGGACAGUGAUUGCUGAUUUUUAUUUUUGCUGCUGUUUUUACUUUGGAAAAUAAACCUUUUUUUAAAUGAAAAUCCAGCAUCCUUGGUUUCUUGAAAGAAGGGAUGAGUAAGCAGUUGGCAUUUAACUUCAGCUACCACUAUACCAUCUAUUCAGCGUUCUUAGUCUGAGCCAGCUUUCAUUUUAAGUGGCUCAGAAAUGUGAGUUUGUACAUUUAUUAAAUAAUAUAUCAAUUAUCUGUACGUUUCUACCCUAUGUUUCUUCUCCUGAUUUUGUCUUUUACAGAAUUUUAAUUGAACAUAGGGGUAACAAAUUUAUUUUUAUUUUGUGUGCUCUCACCACUUUUACAAUUUUAUUCACUUAUUUAGUGGCUAUACUCCCAAUGAAAACGUGUAUGCAUUUAAAGGGACGCUAUAGUGACCAAAACAACUUUAGCUUAAUGAAGCCAUUUUGGUGUAUAGAUCAUGCCCCUGCAUGAUCAUGCUCACUACUCUGCCAUUUGGGAGUUAACUCACUUUGUUUAUGCAAUUCACAUGCUAGUCAUACCUUCCUGCAUGUGAAUUGCACAGCCUUCCUGAACAUUUACUGUAAAGUGAAGUCUAAUGUUUACACUUCCUUUAUUGCAAAUUCUCUGUUAAUAGCUUGCUAGACCAUGCAGGAGCAUCCUCUAUUUAAUUAAAGUCCAAUUUACAGAGCAGGGAAUAAAAAUUUCUAAAGUGAGUUAACAUCUGAUUGACAAUGAAACAAGGCAGGGGAAAAGUUAUGUAACUCCUAAACGGCAGAUAAUUGAGCAGUGAGACUUCAGAGACGUGAUCUAUACACAAAAAAUACUUUAUUAAGGUAAAGUUGUUUUGGUGACUAUAGUGUCACUUUAAAUUAUGCUUCUUUUUCAUUAGAAGUAUAGCUAACAGCUUGCAAAACGCUGUCUGGUGCCUUUGCAAGUUUUAAUUUGACUGAAAAGAAAAAAACAUUUCUAAAAGCUAAAUUGGAGAUGGUUCAAAUUAAAAUGUAAUAUACUCCAUUUGUGUUUUUAAUUCUUCUAAAGUAAGUAUGAAAUUGGCAAUGAAAACAUCAUAUGCUGGCUUCAUGCACAUUCCCUUGUAAUCUUCACUCAGAGUACAGAUAGUGAAGAGUUAGAAAAUGAGCAAAAUCUUUGUAUACAGUUUAAUCUGAUAUUUGAAUGAAAAAAACAUAUAUAUGUCCUAAAAAUAGCUGGUCAGUUCAGCCCCAGUCUCAUUUAUAGCCUAUUUGCUAUUGACUGCGGUAUGGAACAUGAAGACUUCUGUUGUUUUUAUUUGUGACCAAUAACUUACACUCUCUUGUACUUCACAUUCACUUUAUACCAUAUUGUUUUACUUGUAUAAGUGCUGGUUUUGUGUUUUUAGUUGGUUUGGGUUUUUGUUUUUUCCCCAUACCUGUAUUCAUGUUUUUUGUUUUCUUCUAGGUCUGGCGUUUCAGCACUGCUUUUUGCACAGUGAAGGAAUGGAAGUUCGCAGAUAUUGUGAGCAUGGCAGAUCAUUUGAAAAAAUGCAGCUUCAAUACUGUAGAGAAGAGAGAAGUAGCCGUUCCUCUACCUUGCAUGUGUGUGACUCGGGAACUCACAAAAGAAGGGCGUUCACUACGAUCUGUCUUGAAACCUGUCCUUUAACAACAAAGGGGGAAAAAGUUCUCAUCCACCUGCACCAACACUCAAGCACCAGUUUUAUCCUCUAUACAAGUUGUGACACUUUAAUAUUUAACUAAAAUCCACUCUAGUACUGUAUAUAGCAAUGAUUUUGGAAGUGAUGUUUAUUUUUUUACAUAUAUAUAUUAAAGUAUAUAUAUUAAAGUGAAAACCAUUUUAGAGUCGUACAAAUGCGAAGUGAUGAUAAAUGCCUUAAAUAUGAAGGAAGUCAAAUUCUGCCGGACACAGACGCCUAUGACUUUCUAAAUGUAAAUUACUAAUAUUCCUUAUGGGAUCUUGAUCUUUUAGCACAGUUUGCUGAUUCACUAGUGCCAUUACCCUGACAAUUGUACAGAAACCUUCUAUGAACAAUAACUAGCCUUCAUCAUCUUGACCAAAAAUAAAUGUGGAAUGUAUUGGUGUUUGUUUUGAGCAUAUGUUUGUUUCCACUGUCCAUAAACUUAUUAAGGAAAAACAUGCAUGUGCAUAAAAUAAAACAAAAGCCUGUUGUAUUUUUAGGCUCCUAGUCCCAGUAGUAGACUGGCCUUAUACCAGGUUUGAGCUGAAGCCAAUUAGUUAUCAAAAAAUAGUACCAUUUACUUAAACUUCAUGGAGUACAGAAUAUGCACUUGAUUUACUCAAAGAAGCAGUUCUAUAUGAAUGUCAUCAUAUACCCCUCAUUAGCACUUUAUUUCUAAUCUCCAGAAGUCCUCAGGCUGCAUUAGGGAUCAAGUGCUUCAGCUAUGCAGCAUGUAGCAUAAAGGGGUCUUCAGCUUCUCCUCAGAAUGUUUUGCUGCCUGUCUAGUAAAUUCCGUUUUAUGCACUACCUUUCUAUAUUAGUGAUGGAACUCAUUCAAACUUGGUGGGAGGGUAGGUUAUCCAGUAUAUUAAACUAAAGUCUAAAUUUUUAACAUGCAGCUAACUUAUUUGACACGCCCUCCCCCCCACCAUUCACCCUUCUCUGUCUUAUUAAAGGUUAUUUAAAAGUACAAGAUGCUUGGAAUUGAUUUAUUAUUUUUUUUCCUGUGUUGUUUUACUUAUCUUUGUGAGAUGAGCUAAAACAAAUACGGAUAUCACUUACACAUUUGGUAUUGAGAUUUUAUUUGUAAAACUGUAAAUGAUCACGUCUUCCACAUUUAGAUUUCUAUUUGAGUGCUGAGUGUAUUUUGGUUUUGUUUGUUGUUUAAUUUGAGAUGUGUUAAGAGAUUUCACAUGUUUACUGACAUAGUAACUGGUGAAAAAAUGUCGGUCUCCAUCCUAUGCCUUCCUUGUAAAAUGUUCUAAUACAUGAUUACAAACUAGUUAAGCUGUCUAACCAGCGUUGAGGGUAGUUUACUGGCAGAUUUUAAUUUAUUAAUUAUUUUCUUUCCAUUUUCAUGUGAGCAAAAAUGUUUUGUUUUGUUUUUUCAUCUGCUCAUAUUUGGAUGUCAAGACUGUGUGUUUUUUGUGUGUGUUUUCUUCUUCAAAGACUAGUAACCCCUUACAGCAAAGCACUUUUUGUAAAACAGUAUUUAAAUAUUUUAAUAAAGAUGCUGGUAUGAGACAAACUCCAUAUUUUUGAGUUUAGGCUUAGCUGCUUCUCAAAAUCAUGCACAUAUAUUGAGAAUAUUCUGAACUUCACAGCUUUGGGACCUGUCACCUAUAAAUUUAAACAUGGUUGUUUGGUAGAAAGUGGUACAUGUCAUGACUCAAUUAUGCAUAGAGAAGCAUGGUACAUUUUAAAUGCAUUUAUUUCAUUCUGGGCAUUUAAUCAUCCUAUCUGGUGAGCAUGGUAGGUUUUUAUUUGUUUGUGAAUUUUCUCAGGUGCAUUUUGUUUACAUUACUGCCCAUGUGCUACUAGAACAUUACUGUUUUUAUUGAAUCCUUUCAGAAUGAAUAAAAUUGAGCAUUGGACUCUCGUUUGCUAAUAUUUUUCUAUUACUGAUCAUACGUUCAAUACAGCUUCUUGGGAGUAGCUCAACCAAUAAUAAAUUAUAAAGGUAGAUAAAGAAAUUAAGAUCUUCCUGUUGGUUAAGCUGUGCACACAUGGUGGCAUAACAUACCAGCAUCCAAUCUUUCCUGCUUUGAGUAAUUCCACCAAGUCUUGCACAUAUUUGGAUUAUUUUGGUGCCUUUUUUUUUUUUGUCCUAUACAGUAUUCGCUAUAAUUUACACAUUAUACUAAACAGGUUGCUGAAAUUCUGAUGCCAGGUUUAUUAGGAAAUUCCAGUGCCUAUGGCACAUCUAGAAGACUAUAUAUGUUUUUGUUUAAGAUCAAAGACAUACGUGAAAGGAUAUUCCCAAUGUAUUCCUUGUAGCAUAUUGAAUCAAACAAAUUUGAAAUAAAUACAAAUAUCUGGACUUUUUGGAAGACUACUUUAUUCAAAUUGAUCAUUCUAUUACAUUUUCUAAACAUUCAUUAUGUUGUUAUAAUUCACACACAAACAUUUAUAUAUAUUUUAUGCAUGGUGUCUAGAUUGUUACCUAGAAACUAAUUAAGUCUCCCACUUUUAAUAUAAACAUUUGGUAACAUUUGAUUCCAUUAAUAUCACAGGUGUGGUCAAAAUGAUUUAUUUUGCAAUUAUAAAACAUAUUUAUGGUGUAUAAUAAACUCUAAUAAACUUGUUUUUCUUGAUUUUCAUCUGGUACAUGCUUUGUAUAACUCAAUAAUUAAAUCAUCUUUAAUGUUGUUUUUUUUCAGUACAAAUAAGUAU
Molecule: messenger RNA, 8583 nt
Organism: Pelobates cultripes (western spadefoot toad)
Lineage: Eukaryota; Metazoa; Chordata; Amphibia; Anura; Pelobatidae
Source: the annotation of a GenBank genome assembly